AUACUGUGUGCUCUGCUCAAGUACUUUGAGUGUUGUCCAAUAAUUAACUUCUGCACUGAUAAGAAAAGAGAGGGAGAGAACUCAGAGGCACGAGGGAGAGGGUGAGAGACAGAAGGGCACGAGACAGAGACGCAGAAUCAGCAAACAAAAAAGGAAGGACGUGAAGUCACGGCCGAGAGGAGCGGGGAGAAGAGGAAGUCCUGAGCCAUGAGCCUGGUGCUUCGUCGUGUGGUUUAAUGUUCUCAGUGGAAAUGGAGGAGAAGCAGGUGUCCCGGACCUUAGAGCUGAGGGACGGCUCCCGCAUGCCCGUCCUGGGUCUGGGGACAUGGAAGUCCUCCCACCUUCCUCGCACCUCAGUCCAGGGCGCAGUGGAGGCGGCCAUCGCUGCCGGGUACCGCCACAUCGACACGGCCUGGAUGUACCACAACGAGGUGGACAUCGGCAAAGCUCUGUGCUCCAAGAUGAAGCAGGGCAUCAUCAGGAGACAGGACAUGUUCAUCGUCAGCAAGCUAUGGAUUACCCAUCAUGCAGCAGAGGACAUCCCUGUGUGUCUGAACAAAUCCCUGAAGGAUCUGCAGCUCGACUACCUGGAUCUCUACCUCGUGCAUUUCCCUGUUGGCCUGAAGAAAGUGGGUGAUGAGCUCUUUCCAAAGAAGGACGGAGAGUUACUGACGUCUGACAUCGACUACCUGGACGUGUGGAGGGGGAUGGAAGCUCUCCAGGCCUCAGGGAAGGUGAAGAGCAUCGGAGUCUCCAACUUCAGCAUCUUACAGCUGGAGAGACUUCUGGCUCUGUGUCAGGUGCCCCCCGCUGUCAACCAGGUGGAGCUGCAUCCUUACAUGGUGCACACGGAGAUGGUGGAGUUCUGUAAGUCCAGGAACAUCACUCUGGUCGCCUACAGCCCCUUUGGUUCACCUGCACGACCCCCAGACAUGUUUCAAGGAGACACUGAUCCUCAUAAACUCCUGGACGACCCAGUUGUUACAGAAAUUGCCAAAAAGCACAGACACAGCUCAGCACAGGUGUUGCUGAGGUACCACGUACAGCAGGGGGUUGCUGUUAUUCCCAAGAGUGACAAACCUCAUCGCAUUCUCGAGAACACAAAGAUCUUUGACUUCAGUCUGUCUGAAGAAGACAUGAGCGCCCUGAGAGCUCUGGACCGGGGCUGGAAGGCCUUCCUGUUCGAGGAAGUCAAGUCUCAUCCGUACUAUCCCUUUGCGUGAGGCUUCAACCAGCGGAGAGAGAAAAGACGACAAACUGGAGCUUCACUCAAACAUUCACCUCCAGGGACGUGACUCUGCAGCACUGAGGUCAAAGUUCAGCUCGUCUCAAUGCAGCAGCUCAUGUGAUUGGAUUAGACUCACAGGAAACACUCAGAACGUCUCCUCCCACCAGCAUCACACACUGAAACCCACCGGUGACCCGUUUACCUGACACCUGAUGAAAUGUGAAGAGAAUUCAGUUUACAAAUACGAAUUUAAAGAAAAUAAAGAUCAGCUCUUUGUGUUUUCCUGUUAUGAAUAAAGUCAAGUGUGUUUCUGUUGACACGACAUUGUGUUUAAUUAAAAGCAGUUUGACAGUUGA
Messenger RNA from Platichthys flesus (European flounder), 1584 nucleotides. RefSeq lists its product as uncharacterized. The coding region runs from base 237 to 1223 and encodes 328 amino acids. The record is from RefSeq and is a predicted model, not a curated record. Gene Ontology annotation, cellular component: cytosol. Gene Ontology annotation, molecular function: aldose reductase (NADPH) activity. The transcript has 10 exons. NCBI's taxonomy places the organism in Eukaryota, Metazoa, Chordata, Actinopteri, Pleuronectiformes, Pleuronectidae.